Molecule: messenger RNA, 1503 nt
Organism: Saprolegnia diclina VS20
Lineage: Eukaryota; Oomycota; Saprolegniomycetes; Saprolegniales; Saprolegniaceae
Exons: 14
Coding region: 1-1503 (500 amino acids)
Molecular function (GO): NAD+ poly-ADP-ribosyltransferase activity
Source: RefSeq, a predicted model, not a curated record
AUGAAGAAGGCAGGCAAAGAGCGCAAACCCUCAGCAACGACUGUCGUCAAAUCUAAGCCAAAGCGAUCGCAGCUGGCCGCCGCCACAACGCACCACGUGGACCCGGCGGCGACCGCGCACCUCGGACCGGCGGUCGUGCACGCCGACAAGACCACGCUGUACUCGGCGCGCCUCCACCGCGUGGAUAUCAAUGCGGAUGAGAACUGCGAGCUUCUUCUGCAAGUGCUGCGCACCGCCAACGGCAGCUACUUUCUCUGGGAGCGCACGACGCAUGUCGAGCGUCACUACGGCCACGACGUUGCGCUCGACGCGAGCGCUGCGAAAUGCGCGGUCGCGGCAAAUGUGGACGACGCCCUCCACAAGUUUCAAGCGGCCUUCUUGGCCAAGACGGGCAUCACAUGGCGCAACCGCUUCCUCCAUGACGCCCGAGGCGACUACACCUUUGUGGACGUGGACCUCGGAAGUCCGCAGCACUUGACGUCCGAGGUGCGUCAUAUCAUGGCCCUGCUGGACGAGUGCAACUUUCGUCCACGGACGCCGACGCCGACGCCGUUGCCGUUGCCGGUGCUGCUCUCCAAGCACACCCUCGACCGUGCCAUCGCGCUCCUGGACGAGAUGCGCGGCGUCUUGGCGGCCGCGCCGUCGCGCACGCGGCAGCGCUCGUCGCUGGUUUUGCUCUCGAGCCACUUUUACGCCCUCGUACCCCACUGCUUUGGACCCGAGCCCAUUGGCCAGCACGUGCUCGACACGCACAGUCGCAUCGACGCCAUGGCCGAGGUCCUGACUACGCACUUUCUUGGCAAGCCCAAGGCGGGCCUCUCGGAUCCGCUCCAUGCGCAGUUCCGGGCCCUGCGCUGCGACUUGCAGCUGCUCUCGUUCGCCUCGCCCGCGCGCAAGCUCAUUCAAACGUACUUCGACAAUACCAAGGUGCCUCUCAAGUUCCCGCUCACGUUGCGCUGCGUGUACAAAGUCGACAAGCAGAUCGAGUCGGAUCGCUUUCAAGCCUUUGCGACGCUGCACAACCGCAAGCUGCUCUGGCACGGCAGCGCGCUCAACAACUGGCCGAGCAUUCUCCGAAGCGGUCUGAAGAUUGCACCGCCCAACGUCCGCACGAACGGCCAGAGCUUUGGCGUCGGCCUCUACUUUAGCGACUCGGUGUCGCGCUCGGUGGGCUACUGCCAUUCAAACAAGGUGGGGCUCCUUGCCCUCUGCGAGGUGGCGCUUGGCACAUCGUAUGUGACGGCGGCGUCGGACGCGUCGGUCAAGAGUCGCGUCGACGGUGUCGCCUACGACAGCGUCCACGGCUGCGGGUCGUUUCUCCCGGACUCUGGUUUCGACCACGUCAUGCCAGAUGGCGUCACGGUGCCCAUGGGCAAGCUCGCGCGCCGCGACUUUGCGACGGAGAACGGGCUCGAGUACAACGAGUACAUUGUGUACAACACGGCGCAAAUGCGCAUGCGGUACCUCGUCGUCGUCGACUUUGAUGACACGCGCGUCCCGUAA